Molecule: messenger RNA, 1386 nt
Organism: Postia placenta MAD-698-R-SB12
Lineage: Eukaryota; Fungi; Basidiomycota; Agaricomycetes; Polyporales; Adustoporiaceae
Exons: 1
Coding region: 277-1386 (369 amino acids)
Source: RefSeq, a predicted model, not a curated record
GCACGGACCCCAUUAUGUAAGCUACAUAAUGUUCAACCUGCGGGUGAGCGCUAAGACAGGCGCCAGUAUGGGCGCUAGUAGUACAAGGAAUAGAACGGAAAGACAAAUGUUUCAGCCACAGCGCAUCUAUCGACAUGGAUGCCGAGCUGAACGUAGGCCUCUCCAUGGAGGAGGGCACUGCCGGGGCAUUUGGCAGGGACAUGGUACGUUGAAAAUCUUGUCCCUCGAGAUGUUGAAAUUCUAACGUCUGAUUAGUACGUCCCGCCGGACGUCAACAUGGCGCGGUCGUCCAGUAUGUCGAUGCCCCAAGAAGAUGGCGCGCCCGUUGCAGGGCCGUCGCGAUUCCCGGGUGCACUCGGCGACUCGACCGACAGGAAUGGGGAGAGAGCUGAUCUCUCACCCAUUCAAACAUCGCGUGGGGAUCCUGUAUCCCUCGCGAUCGCCCCUGGUCUGCUAUACGCAGAGCAGGGUGCAACAACAAGAAGAUACAAAGUUUCCAUCGACGAAGAUGACAGUGAAGAAGAAGAGCUCGAUGCAUAUGACGAUGGAGCAAAUGACAACAAGGACGAUGCUUACAACGAGGACGAUGCUUUCAUUCUCGACACCGAUGACGAGGACAACGAGGUUGAGUCUGCAGAUCUCGAUGACGACGUCAACUUUGAAGCAACUGGCGACUUACCACUAGUCGCCCCUCCCCUCGACAGACCCAUAACGCACUCCCACACUCGCGCGUCCUAUGGAAACAGCGGGUUGACAAUGCCCGAUGUCUCGCGUGGGCAAAAGCGCAGGGCUGACGAAGAUGGCGAGGAGGAUGAUGCUGACGAGAGGGCGGUGAAGAAGGCACGGAAGGGCAAGGCGAAGGACAUUUCCCAGACGAAGCAGAAGACCAAGGUGAACGCGAAGGAUACGGCGAAGACAAAGGGCAAUGCGAAGGCAAAAGGUAAGGCGAAGCGUAAGGCAAAAGCAAAAGCGGGCAACGCGAAGAUCAAGGUCAGAGGUAUUGGAGGGCAGUUCCCGUGCCUGAAGCCUGGCUGCACAAAGUCGUUUCGACGCAUCACCGACAGAAAUCGCCAUCUCAGAUCCAGCUGUUCAAAGGAAAAGACAGGCGACCUCGAGAAACCCCGCUGCUCCCACUGCAAUAAGCAGUUCUCCAGGGACGAUGCAGUCAAGCGGCACAUCGAUGACGGUGCGUGUCCUGCCUAUAAACAGCCACCUGGAGAGUCGAAGGAGUCCGGAGCGUCGAGUGACGGGAACGACGGAAAGCGUAAGGGUGGAGAUAAGGGCGGUCGUGGUGGAGGAAAUGGAAAGGGCGGUCGCGGCGGAGGAAGGAGCGGCCGUGGUAGAGGAAGAGGCGGUCGUGGUAGAGGAAGGGGCGGUCAUGCCUAA